UGGUGUAUUGCACAGCACUGUUGGCACGUCUGGGUUUGCAUGUACCACUUGCAAGGCCGAGCUGCCUGCACAGGACGGUCGGUGGAGUGCAGAGAACCGAGUAGCAUGUCACUGUAGGGAACGAUCCCUCACACCUGCGCAGCGCUCGGCAUCGCCGUGGUCCUGUCCGGAGAGAAGUGUCACAGAGUUCCUGUGGACGGGCUGUGUGGCUUCUUACAGCUCUGAGCUGCCUCCUGCUGGCAGUCAGUAUAUCCCUGGGGGUGCUCUGCUUCAAAAUAUCUAGAGACUACCAUGAAACCAGCUUCAGUCUGGAUCAGAUAACUGCAGAGCACCACAACCUGAGCAAAGCUGUCGCAGACUUGAAUAAGAAAGGGUGCAACAUGUGUCCUGAGAACUGGCUGCUGUUCAAAGACAUGUGUUACUACUUCUCACCUGACAAACUGAGCUGGAAUUCAAGCCGCGCUGCCUGCAUUUCUGCAGGGGGAGACCUGGUGAUUAUACAGAGCUCACAGGAGCAGGCAUUCUUAAAGAAACAGGUUAAUGCGCUCCACUGGAUUGGACUCACUGAUGUGGUAACAGAAGGUGACUGGCGCUGGCUGGACGACACAACUCUAAAUGAAAAUACAACAUCCUGGGGCAAACCGCCUGAUGACUGGAAAUCGGAAAACCUGAGUGGGGAAGAUUGUGCACUUUUAAAUAAAUCUGGCCUUUAUGACGUAUCUUGUAGAAACAAAUACGAACGCAUCUGUGAGAAAGCACCUAUAAUAUGAAAUCGACCGCUUGACAUCAGUUUUCACAGUGCUGUGGCAGCAGAGCGUAAUUGAUUGGGCAUGCAUUCAUCAUUCACACCCUUGGUGAAUCACCUCUGUUGUAGAUAACGAAAAAAAAACUCCCUCAUAAAAGCCAGCCUACAACUCACCCAGCGCACUGCUAACCCGGUAUCUGUAUUGAAAUGUGCUUCAGAUGUCUUCAUUUUCUAGUUCUGAUUUGUGAGUUUACACCUAGUGGUCAAGACCUGCCUUUAAUUUUGUUCUUAACACUUUUUUUUUUUUAUUGAUCAGUCCAGUAUAUAGGUCCCAAGUUUGGAAUGCUGGUCCAGACUAUUUGCAGCGGGUGACGACAUUGAUUAAUCUGACCUAAAUUAUUCAUUACAUUUCAAAGCAAUAAAUGAAAACAACAAAAUGGGUUCGUUUUAAAAUGAUCUAAUUUGCAACUUGAACUAAGAACCCAUUAAUGAAUGAAUGGAGUGUACAUACAAUCAGAUGCUGAUAACGACAAACUUGUACAAUCACCCAAAACAGUUGAAUUCACUUCCUACCUUCAUGUGCUCAUUUACACUGAGGCCUGGAAUCGGCCACGAGUGAGCUUAAAUUCAGUCUUGGGUUUUAUUUUGUGGGUUGUGCAAUAACAAUAAUAAAACUGCAGGUUUUAAUGCC
Polyodon spathula (Mississippi paddlefish) is the source of this 1436-nucleotide messenger RNA. Its product is annotated as CD209 antigen-like protein E. Bases 381 to 770 code for a protein of 129 amino acids. The transcript has 6 exons. NCBI's taxonomy places the organism in Eukaryota, Metazoa, Chordata, Actinopteri, Acipenseriformes, Polyodontidae. The record is from RefSeq and is a predicted model, not a curated record.